GCCACCACCUUCCAGCUCACCGCACAGGACACGCUGGCGGGCUUUGGCCUCAGCUCUGCGUGUGAGUUGGUGCUCUAUCAGCCCAUCAGCUGCGACCCCUACGUCAAGACGCUGGGAAGCAAAGCUUACCAUGGGUCGCCCGGAGACAAGGCUUUCACGGACACGGUCUGCUCAGCGACAUGUUCGACGGCCUUGGGCGUCGCACGGAGACGGAUCACAACCGCGUGCGCCGCAACGCCCAAUCUGUUUCCUGGAUAUCCGGUCAUCGCCGUGAUCGACUCAGUCGUGUCUGGGUGGAACGAGACGUGUUUGAAGGAUACCGACGGGGAGUACUGCAAUGCCAAAAUCGAAGCUUUCCCGGCGGUAGAGAAGCUUGAGGACAUGCCUCAGACACAGCUGUGCUCCUUUUGCUUUGGCGAGAAGCUUCGUUUGAUGCAGCGAUCGCCAUACUCCGCCUAC
Chaetomium strumarium is the source of this 459-nucleotide messenger RNA. RefSeq lists its product as uncharacterized. NCBI's taxonomy places the organism in Eukaryota, Fungi, Ascomycota, Sordariomycetes, Sordariales, Chaetomiaceae. The annotation marks the transcript as partial. The transcript has 2 exons. The record is from RefSeq and is a predicted model, not a curated record.